UUUAUGUAGGGCUUUUCAUGGAAGAAGAGAAGGCGGCAGCACCGAAUUCGUAUCUGUGGUGCCCUCGCGUGCAUUUCGAUCCUCCGCCGCAGAGGCUCUAUCACUUGCAUCGCCAGUUCCGACUGGAUGGCAGCGGCAACAAUUUCUUCAAGGGUGUCAAGUGGUCUCCUGAUGGCUCGUGCUUUCUGACGUGCAACGAGGACAAGAGGCUCAGGAUUUUCGAUCUGCCGUCAAACGCUCUGGAAGUCGAAGCAUUGGAUGAUCUUGCUGCCAAGACGGAUCCACUUGUCUCAUCAUUGACGGUGUCGGAAGGAGAGACUGUGUACGAUUUUUGCUGGUAUCCUCACAUGGUCGCCACAGAUCUGUCAACUUGUGUUUUCGCGACUACAACUCGGGAUCAUCCAGUUCAUCUGUGGGACGCUGCUACUGGUAAUCUCCGCUGCAGCUAUAGAGCUUACAAUGCCAUGGAUGAAGUUACAGCAGCAUUGUCAGUCGCUUUUAAUCCUUCGGGUAACAGGCUCUUUUGUGGAUACAACAAAAAGAUCAGAAUUUUCGAUACCUCAACUCCCGGUCGUCACUGCGAAGAGCACUCUACACUCACGAGUUCCAAAGAAGGCAUUACAGGAAUUGUGUCGUGCCUAGCUUUUAGCGGACACCAGACAAAUCUUCUUGCGGCUGGUUCUUACGAUCGAACCAUAGCAGUGUACAACGAAGGUAACAUGGAGCUUCUAUAUGUGCUGCAAGGACACGAAGGAGGCCUGACUCAAGUUCAGUUCUCCAAGGACGGCAACUAUCUCUACAGCGGGGCUCGAAAGGAUCCAUCGAUAUGCUGCUGGGACGUUCGGUAUACAACGAGUUUAGUGUACAAACUUGAAAGAGCUGUUACUAACACGAACCAGAGGAUAGCGUUUGACAUUGAACCAUAUGCUCAACACCUCGGCACAGGAGGCGAGGGCGGUGAUAUUCGUUUCUAUGAUCUUCGAACUGGUGAAUUCACUGCCAGUAUUCACGCAGCCUCAGAUACCAUCAAUGGGUUUUCCUUCCAUCCCACACUUCCCCUGGCUGCUUCAACUUCUGGCGCUCGGAGGUUUAGUACUAGCGAGGACAAAGACGAUGACGAAGAGCCACCGCAGAUUCUAACAGAGCUGGAGAACUGUGUGUCGGUGUGGAGAUUCUCCUGUUCAUGGGAAGAAAUAAAGUACGAGGACGCAGUAAAGGUUGACGAAGAAACCCAAGAACAAAUGAACACCAUUGUAACCUAGAACGAAGCGAUUGAAGUCCAAUGACCGUUACGAAAGCUUGUGACACGUUCAGCCUUCCCAGCUUCGAAUCGAUGGCCUUCUGCCGGCUCUUUGUGAACACCACCUGACAAGAAAAAGAACAGUAUGGUUCCCUCCUCAAGAAGAUUGCCUUCGAACAGGAAGAAGACGCAGCAAGAGCUACCUCCUGCGCGCGCUUGCGAUUGAGCUCAUUUGCCGCUUAUCUAAGCAUGAGAGGAUAAUUUGCAUCUGGCA
This is a messenger RNA of Selaginella moellendorffii, 1514 nucleotides long. RefSeq names its product telomerase Cajal body protein 1. The record is from RefSeq and is a predicted model, not a curated record. Bases 18 to 1262 code for a protein of 414 amino acids. Gene Ontology annotation, molecular function: protein binding. The transcript is spliced from 14 exons. NCBI's taxonomy places the organism in Eukaryota, Viridiplantae, Streptophyta, Lycopodiopsida, Selaginellales, Selaginellaceae.